This is a messenger RNA of Cooperia oncophora, 333 nucleotides long. The record is from the annotation of a GenBank genome assembly. NCBI's taxonomy places the organism in Eukaryota, Metazoa, Nematoda, Chromadorea, Rhabditida, Trichostrongylidae.
AUGGUGUUAAUGAUGGUGGACCAAGGCUAUGAUCGUCCACCGGACCUCAAAAAGGAUCCAUUCUGGGAUGAUGAAGUUGAACCGCUAUACUCUGAGCAGUCGGCUAGGAUUCCGAAUAACCCACUCAAAGGUUCUGUCAGUGAAGUGAGACUCCCUGAACACGUUCAUGAGAUCAGAAUGGUACCACAUUUCGAUGAUCGCGAUCCGUUGAUCACGAAUACUGAGGCACUGCGGCGAAGGGUUAGCGUGGUUCCCGUCAGCCACAUUGAACAUCGCCAAAGACGACCCUCAAUGGAGGUGUUCCGUAGCUUCAAAACUAAAGUGGAGAGGUAA